GACAAGCAGUUUCCUAAGUCGGCUCCUCUAGGGCCCAAGUCAGACUUAAAAUAGGAAGUCUUUGUAACACGCACAGACCAAGAGCAGAGGUCCGCACCAUGAGGAACAGAUAUCGACUGCUGCCAGGACUCUUGCUGCUGCUGCUGUUAAUAUUCAGAGCUGCUUCCCAGAACACUAGAGACAUCAACAUGUGUGAGCGACCCUGGAGGACGCCCUGUGUACCAUACGUUGACUGCCAGGGCGUGGAUGGGAGAUACUGCGUGUGCGGCCCAGGGCAGGAGCUGAUUCCCGAGAUGACGUUCAGGAAUGAGAGUGAAAACAUGUGUCAAGGGCUCUUGGUGCUGCUGCUGUUGACACUGGGGCCUGUACAGAAACUGAGUGCUUCUGCCCCCACAGACUGUGCACGGUGGUGCCCUCUGAACUCCAGAUGUGUCAACGCCACGGCCUGUCGCUGCUCUCCAGGGUUCACUUCUUUAUCUGGGGACAUCUUCACCAACCGCUUGGAGAAUUGUGAUGACAUCAACGAGUGUGGACCACCCCUCGGAGUGUCCUGUGGAAAAUUCGCACACUGCCUUAACACAGAGGGGAGCUACCACUGCACGUGCAGCCCAGGAUACGAGCUUGCUUCUGGGGCAAAAACAUUCAGGAGUGAGAGUGAGAACACGUGUCAAGUAAUUUCAGUUCACAUUCCUGAGAGCAAACCAGAUGACCAGAAGCCAGAAGAAUGCUGUGUGGAGUCUAAGCAGAAUUACACGGAUCCACCCCCAUACACACAUAGAAAAUUACAUGAUCAGAAGGGGCUCCCGUCGAGACAAGAUAGCAACAGACAGCAUCAUUGGGGACCAGCAGGCAACUUUUUCCCCAGCUGGACCCCACCCCGUGGAAUCAAGAGCCGGAGACUCUCCCGCUUCUUUGAAAAAGUCGAAGAUCUGGCCAGAAAGUUCAUACCGGCCUUUGCCCAGAACAGCAUCCAGGGCCUCAUAGAGGAGGUGGAUGAGUUGUUGCAGACCCCACAAGACCUGGAGGCACUGCCCCGCUCAGAGCAGCGCCGUGUGGCCACGAACCUGCUCGCUGGCCUGGAGGACGUCCUGAGAAACAUAAGCCAGGCCCUGCCCAAUGGGACAUUGACCUUCAGUGCAUCUGCAGGCACAGACCUGUCCCUGAAGGUGCAAGAACAAGGAGACAGAAAUGUCACCUUGAGUCUGAACCAGGCAAAGAUGCUGCUGAGCUUGGAUGAGGUGCAUGAAUCUAGUGACUCAGGUCCUGCUGUGGUGGGCCUCAUCUCCACUCCAGGGAUGGCCAAGUUACUGGUCGGGGCGCCCCUGAUCCUGGACCCUAAGCAGCAGGCAGUUCUGCGUGAACACAAGGAAUUGCUGGGAGAGGUCUCCCCUGUCCUGCUCUCAGAUGUCGUCUCUGCCUUUGUGAGCAACAAGGACACCCAGAACCUCAGCUCCCCCAUCACCUUCAUCUUCUCCCACCACCCGGUGACGCCCGGGCCAAGGCAGAAGGUGUUCUGUGUCUUCUGGGAGCACAGUCAGGAUGGAGGCGGUCAUUGGUCCACCAGAGGCUGCAGGACGGCGGCCACCGGAGAUGCCAACACCACCUGCCAGUGCUCCCACCUCAGCAGCUUUGCCGUCCUCAUGGCCCACAGCCACGUGCAGGAGGAGGAUCCCGUGCUGGCUGUCAUCACCUACGUGGGGCUGGGCCUCUCUCUGCUGUGCCUCCUCCUGGCAGCCCUCACCUUCCUCCUGUGCAAAGCCAUCCAGAACACCAGCACCUCGCUCCACCUGCAGCUCUCGAUCUGCCUCUUCCUGGCCCACCUGCUCUUCCUCACGGCCAUCGACCAGACCAAGAUCAAGCUGCUGUGCGCCAUCAUCGCAGGGGCCUUACACUAUCUCUACCUGGCCUCCUUCACCUGGAUGCUGUUGGACGGUCUACACCUCUUCCUCACGGCACGCAACCUGAUGGUGGUCAACUACUCCAGUGUGAGCAGGCUCAUGAAGAGAUUCAUGUUCCCUGUGGGCUAUGGAGUCCCGGCUCUAAUCGUGGCCGUUUCUGCUGCAUCCAGACCUUCCCUUUAUGGAACACCCACCAGAUGCUGGCUCCACACAGACAAAGGAUUUGUAUGGACCUUCCUGGGCCCCGUCUGCACCAUCUUCUCCAUUAAUCUGGCCUUCUUUCUGAUGACCUUCUGGAUUGUGAAAAACAAGCUCUCCUCCCUCAACAGAGAUGUGUCCACCCUCCAGAACACCAGGAUGCUGACAUUCAAAGCGACGGCUCAGCUCCUCAUCCUGGGCUGCACGUGGUGUCUGGGCAUCCUGCAGGUGGGGCCAGCUGCCCGCGUCAUGGCUUACCUCUUCACCAUCAUCAACAGCCUGCAGGGAGCGUUCAUCUUUCUGGUGUACUGCCUCCUCAGCCAGCAGGUCCGGGAGCAGUACCGGAAAUGGUUCAGAGGGGUCAGGAAAGCCAAAGCCGAGCCUGAGAAUUACACGCUCUCAAGCGGGACCGUGUCUGAUGCCUCCAAGCACAGUGCGGAGAAUUAUAAUGAACUGGCGAACUUGUCUCUUAGACAGUGAAGAAAACACUGAACCGUCCUCUUUGGGGCAAAGAGUAUUAAAAAUAACUCUCCUUGGCACCACUGUAGGAGAAAAGUAUGCGGGAAACGUUUGUCAUUCAGCUGCUGGCGAAUUUGGGUUUUCUGGUACAUACAAGCAUUCUCAUCAUCUCCUUCCCAGUAUAAUCAGGAGCUCUAACCCAAUACCCCAGUAGAAACCUCUUUUUCCAAAAAGAUUCUUCCUCAGGUUGAUGAUACAUAACAAGGAAAACCAGCCUCAAAGGACUUCCCUAAAAUAACACAGGAGAGGAAAGUAAUAUUCAAAUACCUGCCUGUAGAGUAAACAACUAAUGCCAGUUGCCCAAGACUUGCCUGAUUUUAGAGCUGACAGUAUUUCUCCCCAGGAAACAUUUUGGUUAUAGGCAAAGUAGACCAGUUGGUCUCCAUUUAUACAUACAUGCCUCAACUUACUCACUCUCCAUUCCUGAAGCCCUACUGAUUAAUUCCUUCCAAAAAUGUGCGCUGGAUCAAGGAGAUCCAGUUCCCGAGUUCACAGAGUUUAAAUGUGGGGGAAAAAAAGUUUCAUCUGAUGGAGUAAAAUCAGAACUAUGAGACUCGAGUCUCUGCAUCUUUACAUUUUAUAAGUUGAGCUGUGGGGAAAGGUGUAUAUUGCUACAGCACAUUUAUACGUAACAUAAUAUUUCAUCCUUACCAUGCAUCUAGGCAAGAUCUAAACCCAGAGUGGUUCCCCCUCCAAGACAUUCCCUGGAGGCUCCCACUGACCAAUUUUGUAACAAUUUGAACAUCAAAUGACUGUACAUGAGUAUAAUAUUUUAGAUAAACAUAUUCAUGAGUCCAUAGUGAUACUUAGAAGCUCAGUUAAUAGAUGCAGAAAAUACGAUAGAAUUAGAAGAGCAUGAUUCUUUCAAUAUCCCAUAAAUAGUCACUAAAAGCAUUGAGUGAAAGGGUGUUGGAGAACAGGCUGGGACCAGAGCACCAAAGAAUCACCUCUUGGAUCACCGAUUAAUUACAAGGGCCAAAGUGCACAUUUGCAACGUGGAGAUCUGACAGCCACCAUCUGAAUUAAUGCCCACACUUAAUAUCAUCGAUGGUGGGCAAACUGACAUUAGGAAUAUCAGGAGAUACAUACAUCCCAUUGUUGAAGUUACGACAUCCCAUUUUUAGUACAUAAAAAAUUGAAAUCUAACCCAGCCUUUAGAGAGAAGGUAACCAAACUAUAGCAUGCAGGCCAAAUCCAGGGAACUGCCUGUUUUUGUUAAUAAAGUUUUAUUGGAACAUUGA
This is a messenger RNA of Leopardus geoffroyi (Geoffroy's cat), 3856 nucleotides long. RefSeq names its product adhesion G protein-coupled receptor E2-like. Lineage: Eukaryota; Metazoa; Chordata; Mammalia; Carnivora; Felidae. Gene Ontology annotation, biological process: adenylate cyclase-activating G protein-coupled receptor signaling pathway; cell surface receptor signaling pathway. Gene Ontology annotation, cellular component: membrane. The record is from RefSeq and is a predicted model, not a curated record. The transcript is spliced from 20 exons. Bases 99 to 2576 code for a protein of 825 amino acids. Gene Ontology annotation, molecular function: G protein-coupled receptor activity; calcium ion binding.